Sipha flava (yellow sugarcane aphid) is the source of this 5187-nucleotide messenger RNA. Its product is annotated as orexin receptor type 2-like. The record is from RefSeq and is a predicted model, not a curated record. The transcript has 8 exons. NCBI's taxonomy places the organism in Eukaryota, Metazoa, Arthropoda, Insecta, Hemiptera, Aphididae. The coding region runs from base 409 to 1671 and encodes 420 amino acids. Gene Ontology annotation, molecular function: orexin receptor activity. Gene Ontology annotation, cellular component: membrane. Gene Ontology annotation, biological process: G protein-coupled receptor signaling pathway; feeding behavior.
CCGCGGCGCACACACGUUACCGCCGUAAAAGAGCAUUCGUACGUGGCCGACGCGCGUGCGAUUACCGUCGUUGCGUCCGCGAGAUAGUAUAUCUCUCGUGUGUGUUCGCGCUCGUGUUCUUGUUUAAUUUUUUUUGGUUUUCCUUUUUUUUUUCUUUCUAUUUGUUUAUUCGGGUUUUUUUUCCCUCCCCGUUCGGAUAUAUUAUUACUUCGAUGCGUUACGCGCGUCAUCCUGUGUCGGGAAGUGUUUUUUGACGUUUUGUCCGACCGACUAUUGUUGUCGUGAAGAUCUGAAACAAUGUUCCGCGCGACAGUAUCCGCGAGUCGUUGAUCGUUGUUCGCAGCACGUCCGGCAACCACGAUCGACGCGUCGACGCCUUCGCACACCACCGGACGAUCGAGGACCGCGAUGGGCUGGUCGGCACGGUCGCUGGCCACGGUGCUGGCGGCGAUCGUGGUCACGGCGGGCGGACACGCGACCUCGCCGCCUACGGUGGUCAUGGACAACGUGACCGAGUACGACGAGACGGCCAACAUGACGGACGAGGAGUACCAGAACUACCUGGUCGAGUACAUCACGCCGCAGAAGUCCGAAUGGGUGUUCAUCGUCAUGCACUCGAUGGUGUUCGUGGUCGGGCUCAUCGGCAACGCGUUGGUCUGCGUGGCCGUCUACAGAAAUCGAACAAUGCGAACAGUGACAAACUAUUUCAUCGUCAACUUGGCAGUGGCUGAUUUUUUAGUUAUUCUAAUCUGCUUACCACCAACUGUAUUGUGGGACGUUACAGAGACAUGGUUCAUGGGCACUUUGGCUUGUAAAAUCGUUUUGUAUUUUCAGACGGUCUCGGUCACGGUGUCCGUCAUGACGCUGACGUCGAUUUCCAUCGAUCGCUGGUAUGCCAUCUGCCAUCCGUUGAAAUUCAAAUCGACCACCGGCCGUGCCAGGACCGCAAUCAUUAUCAUAUGGAUCGUGGGACUCGCCUCAGACAUUCCUGAGCUAUUAGUACUGGAAGCUAUAAACAAGACGAAACGGAUGUAUAUUUAUCUGACUCAAUGCGAAGCCCUGUGGAGCCAAGAAUCGGAAACCGCCUACCAAAUCGCCAAGAUCAUCAUACUAUACGUUCUGCCCCUGUCCCUUAUGUCGGUCACCUACUAUCAGAUUGUACGAGUUCUGUGGAAAUCUGACAACAUACCCGGCCACACGGAAACGGUGCAGAUGUUCAACGCAAACACCUAUAAUAACGGCUUCAAUCGGACGGCAACCAUGGGGUGUAACAGCACUAUGGCUCAGAUAAAAGCCAGGAGGAAAGCGGCGAAAAUGUUGGUGGCAGUCGUGGUCAUGUUCGCUCUUUGCUACUUCCCCGUGCACCUGAUGAACUUGAUGAGAUUUACUGUGGGAAUUUAUCAGUCACAGGUGACAGCUUUGAUUUCAAAUUUAAGUCAUUGGCUGUGCUAUGCCAAUAGCGCCGUGAAUCCAUUGAUAUACAACUUCAUGAGUGGCAAAUACCGGAACGAGUUCAAACGGUUGUUCCUGUGUUGGGGCUCGCACAGGCAGAACCGCUUGCGCAGGGGCGCGCACACCUCCCGGAGCGGCACGUACAUAUGCCGGUUCACCAUGACCACGGUGAAAACGGACAACGUGAGCUUCGGACUUUCGCCCGAGGACGUCCAGUGAUCGGAGCGCCUCGACAAAGCAAAUUUUCCGCGAUAUUUUUUUUUUUCUCCUCGACUACGCACAAAAAAUAAUUGUUACGAACGUCUGUGCAGUAGUGUUCGUAUGCGCAGACGCGUGCGCUUCCUCACGGGUGUGUGCGUGCAUGCGUGUGUUGUGUGAAAAUGUAUAUAACGUAAUGUUUUUUUUUUUUUUAUAAUAUCAACGUGGUUAACGUAAUACUUUUGAAAAGAUGGAAAAGAAAUUGAAAUCUCACAUGCGCUCGAAAUCGUAGCGAAACGCGCAAAAUCUCCCCCUCCCCUCUCGUAUUUUACCGAUCGUGCUAUAAGCUUUUUAUUUUCAUUUUUCUCGCAUUCUCCUAAUAGUCUCACGGCUGUAUUCUGCGCAGGAUGCGACGUUCAUAAUAAACAUGCUUGUAUGCGUAUGGAUACUUUAUCCUGUUCUUUUAUCGCGGUACCCAAUAUACGAUGUUUUAUAUUUAGUUUUAAGAUUUUCUACGUUCACUUUCCGCACUACAGUAUGCAACUUUUUUUUAUCAUCAACUAGUUAUUGAGCUAUUCUUAGUGCUAUUACAGGCUACUAUUUUAUGCUAUGUUUAUUUAAAACUAAAUCUAUACCGAACGAAUCUAUGUCGAACCCGUGCGUGAGGUGAAUUGCCUUUGCUCUGAAAUUCCGCUGAACCGCUACCGUUUAACAUAAUUAACAUAGUCCAACAAUAACGUAAUAAAUCCAACCUUUAAUACUAAUUACAAUAAAAACAAACGAUAAUUAUAUUAUAGUUACUUCUUGAACCAGCAUUACUCGUAUUUAGCGACCGUUAUCACUUUUCCUCUUCCUUGGUAGCCACAACCUCUUUUAUAUAUUAUUCAACUGCUUCUCAUUUCCCAAUACUCUGUAAUACAUCAAUCAAGACUAGUGCACAUAAAUCUCUACGUAUUCGUGGUACAGACUACUCGACGGACCACAGUUGGAACUUUUUCUAUAGCUCGAUGAUAUUCCUCUCCUAAAUCCAAACUGGUUUUCUGUGAGCCCGUCUAGUGUUAGAUGUGCCUCUAGUUUCAAAACUAACCAAACAAUUUACCAAUUAUGUGCCGAUGGAGGAUGACAAUUCUAAAGGUGUUAAUAAUAUUACUACUACAACUAUUUUUUUAUUUUUUUAUUUUAAAUCGUUGGAUCCGGGAGAGAUCUGCCUUCCUUUGUUUUCCCGCUGGACCAUCAUUGUUUAUCAAAUUAUCAAAAGUAUACAAGGUAUUUAAAGUGGGACCUGGUUUUACAGUCGUAGUGAAUCUAACUUAAAAUACUAAUAGCUAUAACUACUACUACUAUUUAUACUAUAUUGAUAUAAAGGGCGAAAGAAAAAAAAAAUUACUUUCACUGUGUAUUUAUUGAAUAUAAUCUUAUAUAAUCUGUAUAUACGUAAUAAGCUCAUUAUAUUCUCCGUUUUUUUUAUUAAAAAUCGAUGAUGAUAAUUGUCACUGCGCUAUUAUUUUCAGAUCAGUCUCGCGCAAAUGAUUGCCAAAAAUGUUAAUGUUUCUAUCAGUAUUAUUCAACCAAUUCUACGAGAAUCGUAGAUUCUGAAUCGUAAUUGACGUGGGCGUAUAAUGAAAUAAAAUAAUCUAAUGGAAUCGAAAAAUACGACAAAAUAUUAUUCUUAUUGUACACUUUUAGGGUAUUUCGGGUACUUCGAGAAACACUUCGAGAUUCGAUUAAACCUGUAAGUUCACAUGCAACGGAAAACUAUAUGAAAAUUAUGAUAACCUAUUACAAAGACAUGCGUGAUAAUGGAAAACGACUGUAAAAACAGGUUCCUGUGCAAAGAAGAUUACUGUGGUUUUAACUGAUAUAGAUUUAGAUGUGCGAUGUAUAUGGUACUGUGCACAUGAUAUUAUACCAAAUAAAAGCAACAGAAAAAAUCACCUCGUAAGUCGCAAAAAAAAUCCUCAUUUUUUAUGUUUUUCCUUUACACUCGCGCAAAAUAUACAAUUAAUUUACGAUACUAAUUUAACGUGUUUGUAAAUUAACAGUUUUGCGUCGUAUAGUUAUUAUACGUACAGCGAAACACAUAGACAUAUUGUCAAUAUUUAUACGAGUACUUAGUCGAGGACACUAUAUAUGUACGCUAUGCCCAAGCCUGAAGUUGUUGUUUUAGAUUAAAAUUAAAAUAAAACCGUAAAUUCUAUUUUAAAAUUGUGAACUCAUAUUGAAUGCUUAUUGCUACGUUUCUUUUCUUUUGCCUUGUAUAAAGUAAUACGUUUUUUCUCUAUUCAGAUACUUAUUUAAUAUAGAAACACGGAACGAUUCUAUUAUAAUCAUUUAAUCGAUCACUGUCGAACUUAAUUUGAUAAUAUUGUCGCCGCCAUGUAACGGUCAUUGGAUUGGUGAAAUAUCGUUUAAUGGUAUACAACAUUAUUGUUCACAGUUCAUCGAAUAAUAAUGCGUAUUAGAACGUUUUUGGAGAUAUAUAUAAGUUCAAAAUUAUUAUGUUGAUAUCCGAUUAAUUAUGGAACAAAAAUACACGCGGGGAUAAUAUAUAUAUAUAUAUAUAUAUAUUAUAUAUUUUUAAUAUGCUUCCUUAUUCGUUUAUAUUUAGGUGAACUUAGCACAGCAAAUAUAUUAACAAUCGUUUAACUAAUCAAAACAGAUAUACAAUAAUAAUACGAUGCGAUCAAAAUUAUGACCCUUGAAGUCCCACCGGUGAGUGUAAUGAAUCGAAUCCCACAAAUAACUAAGCUAUAUCAUAUACUACUGUAUCUUACAAAUGUGCCUGCAUGCACGACAUUCCAUUGGUUUUUUUUGUCCUCUGAUACCUCGUCGUUUUCGCGAGUUUAUCAAUACUCGUACAGUCUACUGCAUUACGGUAAUAUAUAUGAGAUAUGUUGACCUUUAAACGGCGGCCGCGAAGCGUUGGGUCGUUUUUUCGAAUAUCAUGGUUCCGACGAUGCACGUAGAAGACCAUGUUAUUAUUGUAAUAAGCGAUUUUCCAUUUCCAUUCGUAAUAAUAAUGUUACGCUGUAUUUCUCGAUAUGUAUAAUAAAUACACAUAUAUUAUGUUGUACAUAUUAUCUACCGCGCGGUUUGUUUUCAACCAGUCACCUUGACCAGAGCAGCGCGUGUAUCAUUAUAGUUUUUAUUACAUUGUUUCACGUUGAUUCCCUACUCGUAUGUGUACAAACGCGUGUGUUUGUGUAUGUGUUGGUACGCACGCAUAUACCUGUAUAAUUGCGUAUGUGUCCGGGCGCAGUGGUGGAUCUAGGAUUUUAUAAUGGGGGGGGGGAUAUAAAAUAUUUUCGUACAUAGUAUGUAUAUGUAUUAUAAGCUUUAUUCUACUAAAUUUACAAAGUAAAAUUUAAUUUUCUCGAUGAUUGUGCCAUUACUCUAUGGCUGUAUCCCGGGUCAUCAUAUAAGUACGAGAUGUAUAUCCGUAAUCUGAUAUGAAGUUAGAUACUAAUGUAUACUAGUGUAUCCAUCUUGGUUACGAAAUAAUAAUGAAAUAGUUAAAUUGUACAUGCAAAAAUUGAA